Sitodiplosis mosellana (orange wheat blossom midge) is the source of this 3151-nucleotide messenger RNA. RefSeq lists its product as uncharacterized. The coding region runs from base 168 to 2831 and encodes 887 amino acids. The transcript has 10 exons. The record is from RefSeq and is a predicted model, not a curated record. Gene Ontology annotation, biological process: nucleobase-containing compound metabolic process; translation. Gene Ontology annotation, molecular function: structural constituent of ribosome; mRNA binding. Lineage: Eukaryota; Metazoa; Arthropoda; Insecta; Diptera; Cecidomyiidae.
AAACCAACAAUGACACAUGCACAGCGAAGAGUUUGACACUUUUAAAACCGAAUACCCGUUAGUGAUACAAUCUGCUUAUUCACAGUCGUCCACUGUGUCUCGUUUGUUUAUUUGUACGACCGUGAUUUGCUUUGCUUUUGUUUCUGUCGGUUCUAUCGGCACUUAUUAUGUCUGCGAUAAAUAAACGAUCAACUCGAAAACGCGCUACAGUUGCCUAUGUAGUGUCGUCCAGUGAGAGCGAAGACGAAGCAAGUCCAAAGAAAAAGCAAAAAAAAAUGGGAUGUUCUGGGUCAAAGCAAAAGAAUGUUGUCAAUGAGACCAUAAGCCGCAAACGAAAUGCGGAAAAUGUUGUACAGAAUGUGGAAAUGGUGAAAGGAAAAACUGCAGCAAAACCAAGCCGGCAAAAAUUGGCACGUGUCGAUGCUGCAAAAUCGGAUGAGCAAACCACCGGUUGGACUGAUGUAAAUACGUCUGUACAACGUUCAGUUACACCUCCACCACGUGUAAUUGUGCCACCACCGUCACCACCAGCACCAGCAUCGAAACGAGCGUCGAAAUCAACACGCAGUAAAUGGACCGAUGAAGAGCUAUUGUGUCAAUUGCAAUUGUUGGAUUCCGAAACCAGUUCAAACAUUGUUCGCAUGUUUGAUGAGGGCAACACAAUUCCAUUUAUGUGCCGUUAUCGACGUGAAAUGAUUGGAAACCUUAGUGCGGAUGAAAUGCGCGACAUCAAAAUCACAUACAAUCACAUCAAAAAUAUUCGUGCGCGUGCCGAAACCAUUGUUAAGGAUUUGCAAAAACGGGAUCUGCUUGACGAUGAAAUUGAAGAGGAAAUUUUUGCAGCUAAAUCAUUGGACGCUCUUGAUCAUUUGUACGCACCAUUCAGAGCGGCCAGCAAAUCAUCAUUGUUUGAGCGUGCCAAGGCACUCGGUCUUGAAGAUGCCGCCAAUAAAUUGUUACAUGAAUCGCGUUGUUCGCUGAAUUUCUCCGAAUUCGUGAAGAAAUCCACCGACGGUCUUGAUACCGUGGAUAAGGUUAAAGAAGGUGUUAAAAAUAUCGUUUCGCAUAUUUUUAGCAAAGACACCGAUGUUUUGGAAGCCAUCGAAAAUAUAUUGAAGCGGCACAACAAUGGCAUCAAAAUUGAAACGUCUGAAAAUACAAAAGUCACGAAGGCACACAAAGAAGACAUUCCAAAGGGUGAUAGCAAAAAAGGUGACAAGAAACGCGGUGAUAAUCCCCGAAAAUUUGAGAUAUACUUCAAUUUUCAGGGAUACUUGAACAAUAUGCACUCACAUCAAACGCUUGCCAUUAAUCGUGGCGAAAAUCUCAAGUUCUUAUCAGUUAAAAUUGUGAUACCCGAUCGCAUUCAAAACGAAAUAUACAAACUCAUCCAAAACAAGUAUUUUGUUAACGCAAACAAUCCGGAGUACAAGAGCCUGCUAUCAGCCGCACUAAACGACGCAUACUCGAAGAAAUUGAAACCACUGAUGAAUCGUCAGAUUCGUUCACUUUUGACAAAGAAUGCCGAAAAAGAAUCGGUGGAAGUGUUUGCGAAAAAUUUGAAGCAACUUCUUUUGGUGAAGCCGGUUAAAGGAAAGCGAAUUCUGGGUGUAGAUCCAGGUUUUAAAAAUGGUUGUAAAUUAGCACUGAUCUCGGAACAGAAUGAUGUUCUCGAUACUGACACCAUCUAUCCGCACACAAAAAAGGACCAAAUUAUGAUCUAUGAACACAAGGUCAUCAAUAUGCUGCGAAAAAAUAGAUGUGAGGUGAUUGCCAUUGGCAAUGGGACUGCUUGCCGUGAAACAGAAGCUUGGAUCUCGCAAUUGAUAUCCCGUGAUGUAUUUCACUCGGAAUCCGUUCAGUAUUGCAUUGUCAGUGAGAAUGGUGCUUCGAUUUACUCAUGCAGCGAUGUGGCCAAACACGAAUUCCCCAAUAUGGAUGUGAAUUUAAUAAGUGCCGUAUCGAUUGCGCGUCGACUAAGCGAUCCGCUGGCUGAAUUGGUGAAAAUCGAACCGAAGCAUUUGGGCGUCGGAAUGUAUCAACAUGACAUAAAUGAAAAGUAUCUCAUGGAAUCGUUAAAUGAAAUCGUAUCAGAGUGCGUAAGUUUCGUCGGAGUUGAUAUUAACACAGCGAGUGUUGCGAUUUUGAAACACAUCGCUGGAAUGAAUGCAACGCGUGCCGAAAAUAUCGUAAAAUACCGCGCAGAAAAGGGUCCAUUCAAAUCAAGAGACGAAGUCAAGAAGGUCAAAGCAAUCGGAGCAAAGACGUUCGAGCAGUGUGCCGGUUUCAUAUGGAUUGAUUUUGCCACUGCCAAUCUGAAGGGAAAACCAAACAUUCUUGACUCAACUUGGGUACAUCCCGAAAGUUAUGAGGUUGCAAAGAAAAUAAUUGCCAAAUUCCAACUAUCGCUCAAUGACAUUGGCACUGAACCGUUUAUCGCGCGCAUUAAACAAGCUCAAGAUGAAAAUGCCACAAUUGGCGAGUUGGCCAAACAAUUUCGUAUACCAGUGCCCAGAGUCGAAGGUAUCCUCGAGGCUCUUGCGAGAGAACUUCAAAAGGAUUAUCGUGAUGAAGCUGACAUUCGGCCACUCUUUAAACAAGGUCUCUUGAAAAUGUCUGAUCUGAAAGUUGGAACAACGGUAACGGGAGCCGUGACAAAUAUCACAACAUUCGGAUAUUUUGUUGACAUUGGCGUUGAAAAUAAUGGAUUGAUUCAUUCAAAGCAAAUGCGCGGACAAGUACCAAACAUUGGGGAUCGUGUAAACGCGUAUGUCAUGGCGGUUGAUCAAGAACGAGGACGAAUUCAACUUCGGCUUGAGAACAUUCUUUGAACAACCGAUAUUUCAACAAUUCCAUUUUGUAAUUUGUAAUCAUAUUUAUACUAUUCGUCACUCGCACGGACUAUCGUCUGCGGUGAAAAAGAAAUUGUUGAGAUACGUAAAUGUUUCGAUUCAUAACUCCGAAUUUAUUAUUCGUUAGUAGACAACUAACUAAUAAAGUUAAAAUUUUGUGGAGAAGAAAAAAACAUUUUGUGAUUAUAUCCAAUAUCCAAUAUCCAAUAAUUGGUCAACUGUAUGACUUCAGUUUGUGUUGAAUCAUUUUUUACAGUAAUUAUUCAAAGAAUAAAAAUCAUAAUUUGUCAUUAUCAAAA